Molecule: messenger RNA, 2043 nt
Organism: Carlito syrichta (Philippine tarsier)
Lineage: Eukaryota; Metazoa; Chordata; Mammalia; Primates; Tarsiidae
Gene: NAPB
Product: NSF attachment protein beta
Exons: 11
Coding region: 104-1000 (298 amino acids)
Biological process (GO): intracellular protein transport; regulation of synaptic vesicle priming; synaptic transmission, glutamatergic
Cellular component (GO): terminal bouton; vacuolar membrane; synaptobrevin 2-SNAP-25-syntaxin-1a complex
Molecular function (GO): syntaxin binding; soluble NSF attachment protein activity
Source: RefSeq, a predicted model, not a curated record
AGGCCUCGCGCGCCGCGCCUGCGCCCUCUUGGCCGAGCGGGGAGGGAAGGCCCCCGGCGCGUAGGGAGCCGGCCCAAGAGGCUGUGGCGGCAGCGACUGCGACAUGGACAACGCGGGGAAGGAGCGCGAGGCGGUGCAGCUGAUGGCUGAGGCCGAAAAGCGAGUCAAGGCUUCCCACUCCUUCCUCCGAGGACUGUUCGGAGGAAACACAAGAAUAGAAGAGGCUUGUGAAAUGUAUACCCGAGCUGCAAAUAUGUUCAAGAUGGCUAAAAAUUGGAGUGCGGCAGGAAAUGCAUUCUGCCAGGCGGCCAAGCUCCAUAUGCAGCUUCAGAGCAAACAUGACUCUGCCACCAGCUUUGUGGAUGCCGGGAAUGCGUACAAAAAGGCGGACCCCCAAGAGGCUAUCAACUGCCUUAACGCGGCCAUCGACAUUUACACAGACAUGGGGAGGUUCACAAUUGCAGCCAAGCACCACAUCACCAUUGCAGAGAUCUACGAGACUGAGCUGGUAGACAUCGAGAAGGCUAUCGCACAUUAUGAGCAGUCCGCUGACUACUACAAGGGAGAGGAGUCCAACAGCUCAGCCAACAAGUGUCUGCUGAAGGUGGCUGCAUACGCUGCCCAACUGGAGCAGUACCAGAAAGCCAUCGAGAUCUACGAACAGGUUGGAGCCAACACAAUGGAUAACCCUUUGCUGAAGUAUAGUGCCAAGGAUUACUUCUUCAAAGCAGCCCUCUGCCACUUCAUCGUGGACGAGCUGAAUGCCAAGCUUGCUCUCGAGAAAUAUGAGGAAAUGUUUCCAGCAUUUACUGACUCAAGAGAAUGUAAAUUAUUGAAAAAACUUCUAGAAGCUCAUGAAGAACAGAACAGUGAAGCUUACACUGAAGCAGUGAAGGAGUUUGACUCAAUAUCGCGCUUGGAUCAGUGGCUGACCACCAUGCUGCUCAGGAUCAAAAAGUCCAUCCAAGGGGAUGGAGAAGGCGACGGAGAUCUGAAGUGAAGUGGCUCCUUUCUGUGGCAUGCAGCUAGCCCCUUCUUAGUUUUGUCUUAGGGCCAAGUGAUCUUUAUGGGAUUCUCAUUAAUGGCUUAAUUUUGUUGCAAAUGGGCCACCAGCCUGUGUAUUGUUGAAGCACACCAAGUCUGUGUUGCUGGGGGCAGGUGGAGGAAGGCUGUGUCCAUCUUGGGGCCGGGUGGGCUGUUUGGUGCAGGUAAGAACCCGCCGGUUCCGCAUAGUGCUUGGCAGUUUCCUCCUGUUACUCUACCAUUUGCAGAGUCCAUGUUCAGUGUUUUUGCUUCUUGUCUUUUCCUAGAUCCCAGUACCAACCCAGGUGUUCACAGUUGCUUUGCGUCUUCUCGGCCCAUUGGCUUCUGGUGUGUUUUUGAGAAGUGUGUUGCGGACCGUUAUUAGGAAUGAGUUUAUAAGCUUAUUAGAAAUUGUUUAUAGUUUUGUUAUGCUGUAAUUAUUUUAAUGGUGCUAGUGACAAGUUUCUUUGCUUUUUGUAUUGCUUUGUAUGCUACAUGUGCAUGGCAAAAACAUAGAACAGCUGGCGGCUGCAGACGUCAUGUACCUUGUGCGGAAAGGAGCUUCCUGGCUGGGCUUGCUUGGUGUGGGGAUGAAUGUCAAGGUGGACUGGACUAGUUUGUACUUAUACUUACAAACAUGCACACGUACAUACAUGAGUCGUAAGAUCUGUUGGGUGUGGAGUGUUCUCUUUUGCUGGAGAUAGCUUCUCCUUCGAGUUGGAGCAGAAGUCCCUGUCUCUGUAUUUGCAUCAAAGUGUUUUAAUUGGCACAUCAUCCUGCUCUUUGUGUUUACGUUCCACGUUGGGGUGGUGUCUUUUGUGCCAUAGUCACACCUGUCUUGGUCAGGGCUGGAUAGAUAUCUAAGUCAGGUUUGAGAAUGUAUGUAAUUAACUAUAUCUGCUUAUUGUACAUGUUGGGUUAGGGUGUGAACAGCACUUUAUUUCCAUUUGGGCAAAACCCCAGCUUGCUGUCGAGGGGACUGUGUCUUUGGUUUCCAUAUAUACUCUCUAGACUCAUGAA